Owenia fusiformis is the source of this 3839-nucleotide messenger RNA. NCBI's taxonomy places the organism in Eukaryota, Metazoa, Annelida, Polychaeta, Sabellida, Oweniidae. The record is from the annotation of a GenBank genome assembly.
ACGAGCUAGAUAAUGUGAGUGUGAGUUUGUUUUGUUCAAAUAAUGGUAUAAAGGCUGACAUUCUUUAUAGAAAAAGCUCUUUGUGUCAAAGUGAUCUUUAGACUCCUCAGACGAUAUAGUUGGUAAACGUACCUGAGUUAUCGAUCCAACCAAGUAUGCAUAGCAGGAACACAUACGUCGAAUACUGCGCUUAUGGCCAGCUAGAAAUCAGGAUUAUUCUGGUAUACUGACCAAAAUGGAGGAAAUGUACUAAUUUGAUGAUCAAUUAUUAUCGAUAAUCAUAAUGAUUGUUCACCUGCAGCUAUAUUGUACAUCAUUAUUAUAACACUUUAUCGAAUAGAGCAGGAAUGGUCCAUUACUCCAAUACUGACUGACCUUACCGUAGGAUAUCAAUAGUACCACAAUUUGAGGAUAAAUGAUUUAACAUUGGGGCUUACGAAAACGAUUGUGGAUUGUGAAAGGAUUUCAACGAUUCAUGCUUGGUUGUUGGACAACACAACGGUUGACAAUAGACCCUUUAACUCGAUUACCGUCCGAAACUAACAAAGCCCCCUAACCCUCUAUAACAUUUACAAAUGGCGUCCCAUGAGGCCGUUUCAAAUCAAGUAAGUCGGUGUGAAUUUCACCUCAUGCUGUGGAUUUAUACUUUACAAUACUACACUUGGGACAGUUGUGAAGGAUGUGGGAAAAUAAUUUCGGAAAAUUAAUAUGGUGAUGACUGAUGUAUCAGAAAUAGUCGGAUGUACGUUUACAGUUAGGCUUUAAUUUGGGGCUAUGUACAUUUCAUGGUUAUAUUGUAAAAUGUGUGAAAUAUUAAAUGUGGACCGGGAAUGAGGAGCACUCAAGAACAUUGAUUUAUACGAUGUCCCUAGAGGUUAAAAGAAUCCAAGGCCUGGAAAUCUAAAAGGGAUUUACUUCAUCAAUAUGGAACCCGAGGAAUAUGACUUUGAUACUUAUGUCCAGGACGAUUCUUUGACAGAGUUCGUACGAGCAAACAAUGAGGUCAUGAAAGUUACCGAAGAAGAGGUCGAUCGUCUGCAAAUUGGUGACGUCAUCUCAAACUCGUUCCAACCGUCAAACAAACGAUGGAAGCGCCCUCAAAUGGCUGUUAAACCAAUUAUCAAUACAGCAGAAGAUAAGGAAAAACAUGUUGAUGACACACCGCUCAAAUCAUCAAAAAGUCUUAAUGAUUUGGUUUGUGAAAACGCCAAAAGAACUAGCCAAUCCAAUAAGAAAAAAGUGCCAAAAGAAAAAAAGAGAUCACGUAAAAAACAUGUAAGUUUCGAUGAAGUGGUAUACUCGUCUGAUCCAUCUCUUGAAGGCGUCGAGCACGCACUAAUAAAAUCAUCACUAGAACUUGAAGAUUUUGACGAAAUCAAUAUAUCUCAACAGGAGCAAACAAUUUCCAGAGACAGUGUUCAGACGAUUAACGUGAAAGCUGAUAUACAUAAUUCUGAUAAUCAUACAAGUCUUCCAAAUGAGAAAAUGGAUGCUUUAGAAUCUCCCAAGGACGAUACUAUGAAAGACCAGAAAAUUACACUCUCUGAACUCGAGGAUAAUUCCAAACAUGGCGUCUGGAAGGUUCCGAGUGUACCAAAACAAAGUGGCUUGAGUCACAGCAAUGUUCCUUCCCAAUCUUUGCCAAAACAAGAUAUUUCUAAAGAUAUUAAACAAAGCAGCAGUCCUUUAGGUCAGGAAUUUGGGAGAUUAUCUGGAUAUGAGAAAAAAACAACUUUUAGGAAUCCUUUUCAGAGUAGAACAGUUGGUCUUACGACCACCAAAGUCAGAUCAAGUAAAAAGUCAUCCAGAUCAAACGCUAAUGUUUUACAAAAGCAGUCAGCUUUACAGACUGAAAUGUUGUCUCUCGCAAGGCUGAAUGAAUCGGUCUCUCCACGCUCCAGAGACAGUUCAGCGUACUCAACAAGUAGCGAUGACGUAUUCACAGAUUCCCGUGACCAGGAGUCCACGUCAUCACAAAGUGGGGUGGAUGAUGUCGAAGGUCAUGUAAUACUUCAGGUUGUCUCAUCUGGAAAUGUCGAAGCUUUGCAUAGACUCACCAAUACUAUGGACGCUGAAAACCUUGGAUCUUUCUUAGAUCGUCAUGGCAACAAUGUCCUUCAUUUAUGCUGCUCAAGCGGCCAUCUUGAAUCUUUAGAGUAUCUCCACCAAUAUUUAUCACCAACAUCAACAGAAAUGUUGGCAGAACAAAACAGGAAGAAACUCACCCCAUUCGGAUGUGCAGUAAAGAGAGGCCAUGUGGAUUGCCUUGUGUGGUUGUUGGAGCAAGAUGGCAAUGAAGAAAUAUUAGGCAACGACACACAGAGACUUCUUCAUAUAGCUGCUAAACAUAAUCAGUUUGACUGCCUCCAUAUUCUUGCAACCAUCUUUCAAGAAGAUCAAAGUGUUAUAAAUAGCAUGGAUGUAAACCGUCUCACUCCACUACACAUUGCCGCAAAGUAUGGCCGACUAGAAUGCAUGCAGGUACUUAUUGAUUUUGGUGCUGAUGUGUUUUCUAAAAAUGCUGAUGGCCUCACCGCGAGUGAGCUUGCUUUAAUAAACGGACACUCACAAUGUAGCAAGUACUUACAAAGUGUGGAAACAUGUGUUGAGUUCAUGGGGGAAAACAUCAAACUUAAACUAGAAAAUGACCGUCUGCUUGAAGAACAAAGGGAGUUUGAGCGUUUUAUGAAACAGACAAUGGAAGCUGUCGCUAAGGUGUCGACUGUCAUGAAAACAGCUGACAAUAACGUAUCCACGGUAGCUCAACUAAAACAGGAAUUCGAGCACGUGACCAACAGACUCGCACGGCAAGUGGAUGUACUUUACCGAGAAAAUACAGCAUUAAAGCAAAAUACAAAUGGAGGGGUGAAAAGCAAUGCCCUCGAGAAACAAAUACAGGAUACGAUGUGUGAUAAUGUGAAACUUGGUGAGGAUCUAGAUAAGUUUAAAACAAAUCAACCUAUCGAGCCCCCAGGGUUGGCAUAUAUCGAGGCACUACAGAACAGUUAUAGUCACUUCAAUACAAAACUCAACACGAGUAGGAAUAGGACACAGAGGGUUAAAUGCGAUCCAAGCCAUAUCCGAAAUGAGGUACGGUUGCAUCUCCUUCAAUUACAGCUUGCCACUGUUAAAGCCACAGAAACGGCAACUGCCAAUGACAAUAAUCACCAUGGCGACCGAAACAAACCAACAGACAAUAAUUGGAAUGCACAUAAGAAUCCAGUCUGUCCCGAUGACUCGCGAUCGACCAUAGCGCAACAUAAAACGAAUACAAAAGGAACUCCAUUAAGUAUUAUAAAGGAAAACCAUCUGAAUGAUGCCAAAACGCAAAGAAGCCGUAGCGAAGGUGAUUAUCCAACAACUGCAAAGACUACUGAACACGAGGUUCAAAACUCAAGAACAGUCAUUCCCCAUCAACACGUUCAGUCUAUCCUAAAACCAAGCGAUCGAAUCCAGUCGACAAGUGACCAUGCUUUAUUCGGGAAUGGAAUUAGCAAUAGGCCUAACGUGUAUCCAAAUCACGUUCAUCAAAAAAAUACCAACAGGAGUAAUAUAAUUCCAGCAGAGAACACACUGGGCCAAAGCAAUAUUACAAAUGUUAUUAAACGUUUUGAAACACUCCAGACAAGCAAUGUUGGGCGUCAGUUAUCGACCACACAUGAUUCUCAAACUAAUUAUUCGCCUAGUUCUAAAGUAAGAUUUCAACUAACAGAUCCACCUCUAAAUCAACCGAAACAUAAGGCAUUACAUAAUUCUGAUGAUGAUGGAUCUACGUCAUUAUAGCUUUUUAUAUUUUUCAAACGUUAAUAUAUUAUUCAAUAAAGAAGUGUUCCAAUAAA